Saccostrea cuccullata (small rock oyster) is the source of this 593-nucleotide messenger RNA. RefSeq lists its product as uncharacterized. Bases 66 to 389 code for a protein of 107 amino acids. NCBI's taxonomy places the organism in Eukaryota, Metazoa, Mollusca, Bivalvia, Ostreida, Ostreidae. The record is from RefSeq and is a predicted model, not a curated record. The transcript has 5 exons.
UGGCCUUUUAUUUCAAAACAGAACUUAAGUGCUUUAAAGAUAAUAGUAAGUGUAGGACAAUUUUCAUGAAAUGUAAGGAUGACCAGACAGUCGGCGAUGCUGUAUACGGUCUCAUUAGUGAAUGGAAUGUCGUGGUGGAUGAAAUAAGUGUCAAAACAAACGAAUCAGAUGCUGACACUACAUGUAGUACUCCACCCGACACCCCUGUGUCUGUUCUUAAAGGUUUCGGCACGAAGUUCUUAACUGUAACCAUUAGAUCUAAAGAUGUGGGAAAAGAAACUGAUGACUCAUCAGGAUCUAAAGCAAAGAAUGCUUUAAGCAUACUAAUGAAUAUCAACAAAAGUUAUACAGAACUGCCAGAGAAGAGAUAUCCAAGUAAGAAGAAAUGAGAUCAACUCGAAAGACAAGUUAUAUAGCCUGGUUUUGAAGAUCAUGAAAGAAAGAGGGGUGGGGUUUACUCCUCUACAGGUCGGCACACUGGGGAAGAGUACAGUAAAGGCUUUGUCUGAUACACAAUGGUAUCUUGAUCCUCAUGUCCCCAAGUUUGAGCAGCGUGGAAUUUAUUUUCAUGGAUUUGAAAAUUUCAGAGGAUU